This is a messenger RNA of Cajanus cajan (pigeon pea), 1124 nucleotides long. RefSeq names its product acyl-[acyl-carrier-protein] hydrolase FATB2, chloroplastic. Gene Ontology annotation, biological process: fatty acid biosynthetic process. Gene Ontology annotation, molecular function: acyl carrier activity; fatty acyl-[ACP] hydrolase activity. The record is from RefSeq and is a predicted model, not a curated record. Lineage: Eukaryota; Viridiplantae; Streptophyta; Magnoliopsida; Fabales; Fabaceae.
AUAAACGAAGAUUUUCAUUGUGGAUUACUGCAAGUUCUGAUUGUAGUCCUGGGGGAAUGGAAAAUGUGCCAUUGAUUCAUCAUGCACCAGACAAGCUUGCAAAUGAAAGAACAUUUCGAGGGAAGUUUGUGGAGGACACACUUGUUUAUAGGCAGAUUUUCCUUGUCGGGUCUUACCAAACUGGAUCAGAUAAAACUAUCACCAUGGAGGCACUCAUGAAUUUUCUUCAGGAAACUGCUAUAAGGCAAGGCAGCAGCAUUUGGGGAAGUCAGAACGAUUUUGGAGAAACUCGGGAAAUGAAGCUUCGCAAACUCAUUUGGAUUGUGACUCGUAUUCAGGUUCAAGUACAGAGAUAUAGCAAACGGGGGGAUGAAAUUGAAGUUGAUACUUGGUUUGAUACUGCGGGAAAGAAUUUAACGCGCAUAAAUUGGAUAAUAAGGGAUCAUUAUACCAAAGAGAUCAUAGCAAAAGCAACCAGCACUUGGGCGUUCAUGAAUAGAGAAACAAGAAGAUUGUCCAAGAUACCUGAUGAAGUUAGACAAGAACUUAAUCCUUUCUGCUUUAAUAGGCAUGCCAUUUCCUCUGAAGAAAUAGAUCAUCAGAAGAUACCAAAGGUUACUGAUGCCAAUGCUGAGACAUUUCGCUAUGGGAUGGCUCCAACGUGGAAUGACAUCGAUGCAAACCAGCAUGUUAACAAUUCUAAAUACAUCAGAUGGAUCUUAGAGAGCGUGACAAGAGAAGUAUUAGAAAAUUAUAAAUUGACAAGCAUGACAAUAGAGUUUCGGCGUGAAUGUAGGCAUUCAGAUGUGUUGGAAUCACUGACUUGUUCAUCAUCCACCGUCGUUGGUGACUCUAAUAAUAACAGAAAACCCGAUCUGCAAUAUAUACAUCUGCUUCGUCUACAAGACAGUAAAGCGGAGUUGGUCCGAGCCAAAACAGAAUGGCAUCUUAAGCAAAAGAACCAGUGAUCGAUGAUUACAAAAGAUUUACGAAUAAUUGUGAGAAAAUCCAGCUGCUACACGUACACAAUUAAAAAUCAUGACAUAUACAUAUAUACCAAGGAAGCAUAUGUGAAACCAAUACUGCUGCAACUUUCUGGUCCGAUAUUUGAACAUUUUAGUCAA